Paramecium tetraurelia is the source of this 612-nucleotide messenger RNA. RefSeq lists its product as uncharacterized. The record is from RefSeq and is a predicted model, not a curated record. NCBI's taxonomy places the organism in Eukaryota, Ciliophora, Oligohymenophorea, Peniculida, Parameciidae. The transcript has a single exon.
AUGAAACUAGAAAAUAUUUAGAAAAAUUUAUAUAUUAAUAAUAAAGUUAAGUAGAAUUGGUCAGACCCACUAGUUAUUUUUACCACAAGAAGUGAAAUAUUUACAAGUAGUAAUUAUGCCAAAUGGUUUGCGCCUGAUGAAAAGGAAAGAUUAAAAGAAAUCUAGCUACUAAAAUUUGAUUCUAACUAAAUGAUGGAAUACCUAAAAAAAUUCACAAUUCAAAGCAUAAAAAUGUUGAUUUUCGAAAUAUAUGAAUGGUAAACAGAAAUUUCAAAUCGAGGAGUCAUGGAUAUAAAUAAGUUUGAAAUUUGUUGGGAAAAAUUACUAUAAUAAUUGAAAAAGUAAGAAGUAUCAAAGUUAAAUGAUGAGACUCUGUUGAAUUAAAAAUAAAUAGAGAACAUUUAAUAAUUUUUGAAGAAUGAUGAAUUUAUUGCUUUAAAAAGUAAUGAAGCUUUAAGAAGUCUAAGCAUAAAAUUAUAAAAACUGUGGAGUGUCGAAAAGUAUGACAAGUUGAUGAAGUAGAUAAAUCUAAAUAAAUUGGUUGAGCCCUCCCCUAUUGCGUACAGAGAAAAUAGUUUAAGUAUUGCCAGAAAUGAUGGCAAAAGCAACUGA